AUGUCGAAACAGACUUACAAAGUCUGCUUCUGCUUCCGACGCAGGUUCCGGUUGGCAGCGGCGGAGGCGCCGGAGGACAUCAAAGCCCUUUUCAAUGAAUAUUCGGAGAAUGGUGUUAUGGGUUUGGAUCAGCUUCAGCGAUUUCUUGUCGAGGUCCAGAAAGAAGAAAAUGCUACAUUGGAAGAUGCCCAGGCUGCUGUGGAUAGUUUGCAUGAGUUCAACAUUUUUCACCGGAAGGGACUCAAUAUUGAGAACUUUUUUAAGUAUCUGUUUGGGGAUGUUAAUCCCCCGCUUAAUCCGAAACUUGGGGUUCAUCAUGACAUGACUGCUCCACUGUCUCACUAUUUUAUAUUUACUGGCCACAAUUCUUAUUUAACCGGAAAUCAACUAAGUAGUGAUUGUAGUGACGUCCCAAUCAUACGUGCUCUUCAGAGAGGUGUAAGAGUAAUUGAAUUGGAUAUAUGGCCAAAUUCCAGAAAAGAUAAUGUCAAUGUUCUGCAUGGGAGGACGCUCACCACUCCUGUGGAACUCAUCAAAUGUUUGAGAUCAAUUAAGGAGCAUGCUUUUUCUGCAUCUGAAUACCCUGUUGUAAUAACACUUGAAGAUCAUCUUACUCCUGAUCUUCAGGCUAAAGUGGCCGAGAUGAUCACUCAAACAUUUGGAGACAUGCUGUUUUCCCCCGGUUCUGAUUGCUUGAGGGAGUUCCCCUCUCCAGAAUCACUAAAGAAAAAGAUUAUUAUAUCCACUAAGCCCCCAAAAGAAUACUUGGAGGCAAAAGAAGUUAAGUUAAGAGAGAGCGAGUCAAAGAAGGGUAAGGAUUCAGGCGAUGAUGAAGCUUGGGGGAUAGAAGUUACUUUCAAAGCAAAAAACGAUGAUGAGAAGGAUGAUGAUUUGGACGAAAGAGAGGGUGACAACAAUGAUGAAGAUGAUUGUAAGUUGCACCAGAAUGAGGCACCGGAAUACAAGCGCCUGAUUGCUAUUCAUGCUGGAAAGGGAAAGGGUUCAAUAAGUGACUGGCUGAGGGUUGAUCCAGAUAAAGUUAGACGUCUUAGCUUAAGCGAGCAAGAGCUCGAAAAGGCUGUAAAUAAUCAUGGAAAAGAUAUUGUCAGGUUUACUCAACGGAACAUAUUGAGAGUAUACCCAAAAGGUACACGCGUCAACUCUUCCAAUUACAAUCCCCUAGUUGGGUGGAUGCAUGGAGCUCAGAUGGUUGCCUUUAAUAUGCAGGGUUACGGAAGAUCACUUUGGUUGAUGCACGGAAUGUUUCGGGCUAAUGGCAGUUGUGGAUAUGUUAAAAAGCCUGAAUUUUUGUUGAAGGCUGGUCCUCGUAAUGAGGUCUUUGAUCCUAAAGUCAAAUUCCCUGUCUUAACUACUUUGAGGGUGACUGUGUAUAUGGGUGAAGGAUGGCAUUAUGACUUCCGUCAUACACACUUCGAUACAUACUCUCCUCCAGAUUUUUAUACUAAGGUAGGAAUUGCUGGAGUGCCUGUUGAUACUAUCAUGAAAAAAACAAAGGUACUCGAGGAUAAUUGGAUACCAAAUUGGGACGAGACGUUUGAGUUCCCAUUAACUGUUCCUGAACUAGCAAUGCUCCGGAUUGAAGUUCAUGAGUACGACAUGUCCGAGAAGGAUGAUUUUGCCGGGCAAACGUGCCUACCGGUUUCGGAACUGAGAAAAGGUAUUCGAGCGGUUCCACUUCAUUCUCGGAAGGGGGAAAAGUACGAGUCAGUGAAGCUUCUUAUGCGAUUUGAAUUUGUUUGA
Fraxinus pennsylvanica is the source of this 1761-nucleotide messenger RNA. The record is from the annotation of a GenBank genome assembly. NCBI's taxonomy places the organism in Eukaryota, Viridiplantae, Streptophyta, Magnoliopsida, Lamiales, Oleaceae.